Molecule: messenger RNA, 11491 nt
Organism: Leucoraja erinaceus (little skate)
Lineage: Eukaryota; Metazoa; Chordata; Chondrichthyes; Rajiformes; Rajidae
Product: dual specificity tyrosine-phosphorylation-regulated kinase 2-like
Exons: 3
Coding region: 3606-5180 (524 amino acids)
Biological process (GO): peptidyl-serine phosphorylation; peptidyl-threonine phosphorylation
Cellular component (GO): nucleus
Molecular function (GO): protein serine/threonine/tyrosine kinase activity; ATP binding; protein serine/threonine kinase activity
Source: RefSeq, a predicted model, not a curated record
CUUGAUGAUAUUCUUUGCCCUGCUAAGGCAGCGGGAGGUGUAAAUAUCCAUCAGGGAGGGGAGAGGGCAACAAAUGAUCUUCUGUGCUGUCCUAGUUACCCUCUGAAGCCUCUCCCUGUCUGCCAUGGUGCAGCUGCCGUACCAUGCUGUAAUGCAGUAUGUCAGCAGGCUCUUGAUGGACGAGCGGUAGAAGGUCAGCAGCAGAUUAGAGUCCAGGUUGUGCUUCCUGAGAACCCUCAGGAAGUGCAGCCACUGCUGAGCCUUCUUGAUGACCGCUGUCGUGUUGUCUGUCCAGGAGAUAUCAGCAGAGAUAAGGACGCCGAGAAACCGGAAGGUGUUGACACUCUCCACACACUCGCCGAUGAUAUGUAGGGGGACUAAGUCGGUGCUGUGCCUCCUGAAGUCGACAAACGAUAUUGGUGAACUUAAAGAUCAAUCUGCCCGUUGCACUUGGCCCCCAUGGUCAUGGGUGCAGAGGGAGUAGAACAAGAGAGUUAGCACACAACACCUAGGAGCACCAGUGUUGAGAGAGAAAAUGCUAUUACCAAUUCUAACAGCCUGAGGGCUGCCGACCAGGAAGUCCAAAUGCCAGUUACAGAAGGGGUGCCCGAGGCCCUAGUCAGAAGUUUAGAGAGAAGAGCUUAAUGAGUAUUAUGGUUUUGAAGGCUGAGUUUAGUCAAUGAAUAUCAUUCUAACAUUGGUGUUCUUAUCACCAAGGUGAUCCCGAGUUGAAUGUAAUGUCUGGGAGAUAGUGUCUUUCCUCUGGGCAAAUCGCAAAGGGUCUAGAUUGUCUGGAAGACCGGAACAGAUGUGGGCCAUUACUAAACUUUCAAAGCAUUUCAUUAUGGUCAAAGUUAGUGCCCCUGGUCAGUAGUCUUAGAAGACAGACCACUUUGGUUUAGUAGGGGACUGGAAUGAUGAGCAUUUCCUUGAUGCAGAUGGGAAUAUGUUGAAGUAAGAGGUUGAAGAUGUCACAAAUACAGUGGCCAGAUGAUUUCAGAACCAAUGGGCGUACAGGGAGUGGGGGCUGUAAUGGUGCUGGCUGCUCUCCAAGAGUUUAUACCCGUGAAAGCAGUUUUCACUUAUGCCACUGAGAAAUAUGGGACAGAGCCAACGGAGGACAGGGAACAUGCCUGGAUAAUACUUCAACGUUUACCUGUUUAACAUGCCGUGAAAGGCUUUGAGCUCAUCCAGUAGAGAACCUCCACCCUACCUUGGUAAGGAAGCUAAAUUACUUCUCAUUUGGAUCUGGUGACCUGAUUAUGGACACCUCUUGAACCACUGCUUUACCUAUUACCUCUGCUACAUAAGUUCUUUUGAGAUUUUGGGAAUAUCUAUUUUGAUCAGAAGACCAGAACAAUGUUCCAUUAUUGAUGAGUGUUUGACGGUUCACAGUCUGUGCUUAUUGCCAUUUAGAAGAAUGAGGGGGUACCUCAUUGAAAUGUACCAAAUAAUGGAUAGAUGUGGAGAGCAUGUUUCCACUAGUAGGAGGGUCUGGAACCAAAGGGCAUAACCUCAGAAUUAAAGGACGUACCUUUAUAAAGGAGAUGAGGAGAAAUUUAUUUAGCCAGAGGGUGGUGAAUCUAUGGAAUCCAUUGUCACAGACGGCUGUGGAGGCCCAGUCAUUGGGCAAUUUUAAGGCAGAGAUUGACAGGUUCUUAAUUAGUAAGGGUGUCAAAGGUUACGGCAGAAGAAUGGGUUGAGUUUGAAAGUUAGAUCAACCAUGAUUGAAUGGUGGAGUAGAUUCGAUGGGCCGAAUAGCCUCUAAUUCUGCUCCUCUGACUUAUGAACAUGAAUUCCACAAAAGGACUCAAUGUGCCGGAGUUCGUCAGUGGGUCAGGCAGCAUCUCUGGAGAAUAUGGAUAGGUGACGUUUCGAGGCGAGAAGGGUAAAAUUCUGUUAGUGUGUAUGUUAAGGGUUAGCAAUCCGUUAUGGAAAUCAAACUAAUUUACCUUUAAGUGAUUAUUUACAAUUUCUCAUAGUGCAGUUUGUGAAAAAUAGGGAACAAUUGUUCUCAUUUGUCAGCUGCAAAUUGCAAUCCAUGGGCAAUAAAGCUUGAAGUUAUAUGGAAGGUAAUGUAAUUUUGUUGGAAUAAAAAACACGCUGUAAUACAGUGCUUUAUGGCACGAAGACACACUCUUUUCGCACUGAUGCACUACGUUUGAAGAAACAUUCUGAGAAUAUAGGGGAAUAGUGGUGGCAAUUAUCGAGAAAACAAUGUAAAGGUUAAUAGAAGGCUUUGGUUUAAUGGUACAUUAAGCCAAUGACAUUUAGAUAGCAAUUUCCAUUAACUUCAAUAGGACCAAAUGUGUAGGGGUGAAUAUGAGUGGAGACUGUAAUUUCUUUGCUUAAUGUUAGUGACGAAGAACUCAUUUCUACUCCAUAAAGUUUCAUACUAAGACCACUUUGCUGUUCUGUAGCACCAAUAUCAAUAUCUCCCUUUGAAUUGAGUGCAAGUUCUUCAGUGUUACAGCACAACAUUAUGUUGAAAUACUCACUGCGUAAUCACACAUUUUUGCGCCUCUGGUACAAAUUUUAUUUCUUCAAUAUUGUUUGGUUCUUUUGAAACAAAUGACUGGCUUGCAAGAAAAUGUCGAAAGGGUUAAAUUAGGCUGUGUGCUAAUCCGUUUCAUGAUUUGAUUCCCCCCUCUCUAUCUGUACACUGUGGAUGGCUCAUUUGUAAUUAUGUACUGUCUAUCCGCUGACUGGUUAGCACGCAAUAAAGCUUUUCACUCUUCCCUGGUACACGUGACAAUAAACAAAACUAAACUGUAGACAGAUACAAAAAGCUAGAAUAUCUCAGUGCGUCAGACUGCAUCUCUGGAGAAAAGGAAUAGGUGACGUUUCGGGUCAAGACCCUUCUUCAGACCCCCUGACUCUCAAUCUGAAGAAAGGUCUUGACCCGAAACAUCACCUGUUCCUUAACUCCAGAGAUGUUGUUUGACCCGCUGAGUUACUUCAGCUUUUUUUCUAUCUUCGGUUUAAACCAGCAUCUGCAGUUCCUUCCUAAAUCAAACGCUAUGUGGAUCCAUGCUGAUGUAAAUCAACUCAAGGGACACAGAUUCUAACGACUACACAUUAGGGAGAUGUGCUGUGGGGUUUAUGACAUCAUUAGAAUAUCCAAACUCCACCUUGACUGUGACAGAAUGUCAUAAUGUUCCAUUCAAUCUUUGUUCACUGUAUGAAGAAUCAAUUGUCAAAUCUUACUUGCUUUGUACAGCCUGCUGCCUCCUGAGAGAAAUUGUUUGAGGAUUGAUGAAAUGAAAGGUGUAUAAUCACUCCAAAACAUCACUGUGGGGAGUCAAAGUGGAUUUGUUUGUGUCUUUUGCUGUUACAUCUUAAUACUCAUGACGCCACUGGUCUGUUCAAAAAUUUCAGGUUUUUGAAUAUCGCUUAAAUGUUGAGUACCAAUGAGUGAUGACAUCGCUUACUGGGUGGCACCUGGCUCAAAGGAGUUCCUGCAGCCAAAGGAAUGAUGAAGCGGAAGUCCGAAGGAGCAUUCUCCGACUCGAGGGUGCUUCAGUGAUCUUGCACCAAGCCCGUGCAAGUUAAGUCAACAGCAGUGCACAGCUUGGAUCAGUGGGGAGAGUGACUAUUCAGAUAUCAUGAAUGAUCAGUUUUGUAUGGGAGGUGAUCAACACUUCCAAGGUCAAGAGUUAUAUGAAGAAAAUGAGCCAACACAGACAGCACGCGCAACACCAAACAGUAGUCUCAGUGCCAACGACAAAGGUUUCCUGCCUACCAUCAAACUGGAGAGCGCUCUCCAACUAAAAAGCAACUCCAGUUCCAUUAAAUCUUACGAUGUCUCGACCAGACCGAAAGGGGAACCUAUGACAGCAGCGGAGGCAAAGAAACAUUAUUUACACAAACUCACACCGUAUGAAGAACAGGAGAUAGCUAGCUAUUCAGAAAUCUAUUUUGUUGGACCAAAUUCUAAAAAGAGACCAGGCAUUAUUGGAGCACCAAAUAAUAAUAGCUAUGAUGAUGAGCAGGGUUCUUAUCUUUAUGUGCCACACGAUCACAUCGCUUAUCGAUAUGAAGUCAUCAAGGUAAUCGGGAAGGGCAGCUUUGGCCAGGUGGUGAAGGCAUACGAUCACAAACUCCACCAAUACAUUGCCUUGAAGAUGGUACGGAACGAAAAACGAUUCCAUAGGCAAGCCGCUGAGGAGAUCAAGAUACUGGAGCAUCUGAGGAGGCAAGACAAGGAUAACACCAUGAAUGUCAUCCACAUCUAUGAGAGUUUUUCCUUCCGCAACCACAUUUGUAUGACCUUUGAGCUACUCAGCAUGAACCUCUACGAACUCAUCAAAAAGAACAAGUUCCAAGGAUUCAGCCUGCCCCUGGUCCGUAAAUUUGCACACUCCAUCCUGCAGUGCCUUGAUGCCUUGCAUAAGAGCCAUAUCAUCCAUUGUGACUUGAAGCCUGAGAACAUCUUGCUGAAGCAACAGGGCCGGAGUGGAGUUAAGGUGAUCGACUUUGGGUCCAGUUGCUAUGACCAUCAAAAGAUUUACACGUACAUUCAGUCACGUUUUUACCGAGCUCCUGAAGUGAUUCUAGGAGCACGGUAUGGGAUGGGUAUUGACAUGUGGAGUUUGGGCUGCAUUCUUGCUGAACUGUUGACUGGACAUCCACUCUUACCAGGGGAAGACGAGGGAGAUCAGCUGGCUUGUAUGAUAGAAUUACUAGGAAUGCCGUCGAAAAUGCUGCUAGAAUGUUCGAAAAGGGCCAAAAUGUUCAUCAGCUCCAAGGGUUACCCUAGAUAUUCCUCUGUUGUCAUGCUUCCUGAUGGGACUGUACAUUUGAAUGGUGGACGGUCACGGAGAGGAAAGAAUCGCGGUCCCCCUGGUCAACGGGACUGGAUCAGUGCUCUCAAGGGCUGUGAUGACCAAUCCUUCAUUGACUUCCUGAAACACUGCCUGGAGUGGGAUCCCACCUUACGCUUGACACCAGCACAGGCCUUAAGGCACCCUUGGCUGCGAAGACGGCUGCCAAAGCCUCCAACAAAUGACAAAGCAACAUUUGUGAAACGCAUGUCAGCAAGUCCUACUGCCCUCAUGGACGCAGUGGCUAAACUACCUCCUACUUCUGCCAACAUUGCCAACAAACUGCGAUCCAAUCAAAAUAACGAUCCCAAUCCCAAUAUGACUCAGAGGACUGUACUCCCAAAGCUGGUCAGCUGAUUGGAUACUUGAAACAAAAAAAAAAAUCAAAUAAUUAUUGACACUCACAAUAUGAAUUUUUGUGGCAUGCAGUAUACAGGGAACACAAAUUCUUCCUUUCUACAUUCCAACGUGACUUGAAACAACAGGUCUUUUGAUUAUUACUAGGCUGCAAGUCUGCACUGAGUUUGCUCUAGGACUACUAGGCAGCUCCCAUCAAGCCACACUGUACGCAUUGGUUUACACUGUACAAUGACGGAAACUACCCAUUGACGUUCACAGUAAAGCAGUUGGGCUGGAUGCACAAAUGAAAAAGGUGUUCUUUGAUUGGAUUAUUAUUUAUUUCACAUCAGUAAAACCCCACACAAAAAUAGCUGUGUUUUAAUCCUUUGGUCCCCAUAUAUUUGAAGGGCAAAAGUGUCCUUGUAUUCACUGAUGAAACUGCUGUGCAUAAAAGUAGCUUUAAUCCAUUCACAUUUAUUGAAAACAAAAUAACCAUACUCCAUUUUAAAAAUGCUCAUGUUCUUACAGUUGUCACCAUCAAUAUCCCAUUGUAAACUGACCAUGGGUUGGAUGGCAGUCCAAGGUGGACACUUCUAAACACUGCGAGAGUGAUAAAGUGGCCAGGCACACGAAGUGAUGGUGCUGCCCCCAUACUGCCUGAUUCACUAUCUGAUUCAAUUGCUUUGUUCAAGGUGCUGUGUUAAUUUAUAUGCAGGGAAUGCCACUGCCUUGCGGGGUUUUCAAAUGAACUGCAACGUCCUAGAACGUGGGCCAUUUUUCUUAAUUUAAAAAAAAGCUGCUAAUGUCAAAACCUGUGGGUAGAUCACCUUAAAUUUUGGCCUUGGAGGAGAGAUAUUUUGCCAUUUAUAUUUUGCGUUUGUGCCCAGGUUGUUUUACUGCUUCAAUUUCUGUUUUAUGAAGAUAUAUUAUCUAUUAAAGAGGAUGACAGAAAGGAACUCUCAUUGGUGCCGCUCAGAUAGAGAAAAGAUAAAUCUGUUUAUUUGUUUGUCUAUUAUUUUAUACUUUCGGCUCCUGGUGGCAGGGUGCAGUUGAGGAUGGAAAUUUGUCCCCCGAGAGUGGGUGUGUUUCCACUGCAGCAAAAAGCUUUAAAUCCACAGAAAUGUCGGUGGAUCAGUAACCUGAUAUGAAGCUGCAAUUUUCCUGAUUAUAAUUUGAUUAUUCAAAGAGAUUCACUAAGUUAAAUAUGUUAAUUGCUCCUUAACAGCCAGUCUGACUGCUGUAUUUGAACUUAAGCCUAUCGUAGAUUGGUUUGUCAGAACUUAUUGAAACAUAAAAGUGAAGCACAACUGGCAGUACGUACUCAACAUCACAAUUACUAUAUUGAGUCUCUCAAGCCAUUGUCGAGAAAGUUCUGUGAGGAUAGAAACAUAGAAAAUAGGGUGCAGGAGGAGGCCAUUCGGCCUUUUGAGCCAGUUCAUUGUGAUCAUAGCUGAUCGUCCCCAAUCAAUAACCCGUGCCUGCCUUCUCCCCAUAUCUCUUGAUCCCACUAGCCCCUAGAGCUCUAUCUAACUCUCUCUUAAAUCCAUCCAGUGACGGCCUCCACUGCCCUCUGUGGCAGGGAAUUCCACAAAUCGUGGCAGGGAAUUCCACAAAUAGAUACAGUGCUCAUUUUGCCAACAUAGUUGUCCGGUUCUCCACCUUUGAACCUCGGGCACUUGCUGACUGCAGUGAGCAAUUCUCCACUGUGUGCAUGUUAUUUGUGCAAAUGUCCCGUGCGUAUGAGGUGUCCUGAGGAUUACAAUCACAAGUCUCUCAGAAACAGCAGCAGACUGAUCCUGACCCACCUUUUGUUGAAUGUGUGUGAUAUAUGGGCAGCCCUUCAGAGAGAGGUCCUGUAUACAGAAUAUGCCUGUAUUGCCAACAUGAUCACCCGAUUGCCAAACACUUUAAUUCCCCUUCCCAUUCCCAUGCUGACCUUUCUGUCCUGAGCCUCCUCCACUGUCAAGGUCAAACGCAAAUUGGAUGAACUGCACCUCAUAUUUCGCUUGGGAAGCUUACAACCCAGUGGUAUGAAUAUUGAUUUCUCUAUCUUCAAGCAACCCUUGCAUCCCCUCUCUUUCCGUCCCCUCCCCCACACUAAUCAUUGUACUAGUUUCACUGUUGUCCUGUUGAGUUUCACUGUAUUACUCGUUAUCACCUUCCCCACAGCCAACAAUGGACCAUUGUGGGCUCCACCUUUCCUUGAUCAUCGUUGCUGGCUUUAAUCUGUCUUUUUGCAUACGGUCUAUGUACCUGUCCAUAUCUCUUGGUUUUCUCUCCCCUGACUUUCAGUCUGAAGAGCGUCUCAACCCAAAACAUCACGUAUUCCUUUUUGCCAGUGAUGCUGCCUGACCUGCGGAGUUACUCCAGCUUUUUGUGUCUACCACAGGAUACAGACCUGGGUUUCCUUGAAUAUCAUUACCUUGGUGGCUUGGCUAUCAUGGCACGAUGUAGCAGAAUUCUUGUUAAUUCCCAGAUCAAGAUCUAUCUGCAGCCGAGCCUAGCGGCUAUCAAACUGUCCAAACUGCUAUACUUUGGCAUUUCUCCUAUUCCUUGCAGAGUUUUAUGGAGAACACACAGGGGACUGCUGAAGCUGGAGAAAACAAAUAAACUGCUGGAUUAUGCAGGGUCCUGACCCGAAACGUCGACUAACCCUUUGCCUCUGCAAUGCUGCCAAAUCCUCUGAGUUCCUCCAGCAGUUAGUUUUCUGGCUUAUGGAGGAUCCUGCUCAUAAACCCCCAGGGUGGUUGCCCUGCUUCCAAGACAUUGCAUAUAACCAAACUUCAUCAUCAAUGACACAGGGUAGGUGCUCAGGUUUGUGAGUCCGACUCGCUUCUUGCGAGUGAAGCUCUCUCGGUAUCACAAGCGGGAGCUUUAAUCAAUGAGAAAGGCUUCUGCUCCAUUAAGUUUCAGGUCAUACAUGUGCUGGGCUACCAAGUGCAGGAAUUCUUCAUCCUGCAGCGGCCCCUCUUCCUGAUACAUUUAAUCCUACAUGGGAUCCCCUCGGUAAAUACAAGUAAAUGCACAAAAGAGGAGUGACCAAAGUUAUAUGUCCACCAGAAAUGUAAUUAAGAAGAGCAUUAAAAUGGUAAUGGUAUAUUUUAGCUGGUUUGGCCACUCUGGACUUCAAUGCAUCAACUCAGUCAAGACUGGUAGUGAUCUGCUGUGUAAUGCAUUGUUGGACACAAACCAGAGAAACAAAAACAGCCUUCUUCAAUAAGAAGUAGGAAGAGGAUGAAGAAGAUUCAGGUAGUAUUGGGAAGUAGUGGACUUUACUUUAGGGAUAUGCUCACAGCUGUGAGAUUCAGUUGCUCUCCAAUAAUGCUACUUGAUGAAAUCUAGACAGUAACUUCUCCUUAUCUCACUACCUUACACCAACAUAGUCCUAGCCCACAAGGAUGCCCAUGAUCAGGGCCUGCUACUCAACCCCCCCCCCCCCAUUCCAUGCAAGCUAAAGGGCCAUUUGCCAUUCAAAUAACACAAUUUGAUUGAAAAUUUGCACCGAAAAUUACUUAUACUGCCAACCACACAAAAACUAAUUAACUCUUUUAAAUUGUACAAACCACCCUUGCACAUAUUUCAUGCAGCUACAAGUGUUUAGUUUUGUUCUUCUUACAACAUCAUGUGGCUUCAGUGGACAAUGAGACAGACUGUUCAGAUCCCUUUUCUGGUGGAUGAGAUGGGCUUGGCAAAUGAUUCUGAGGUUUGAAGCUCUUGAGGGUCCUUCUAUGGAUUACUCUACCUAGAUCUGUGCAAGGCCCAAGCUAACCAUAUGGAACACAAAGGAGUGCUGACUGAGAGAGGAGAAAGGCUGGUAGAAAUCAAUAAGCACUUUGAACAAAAUUUCAUUUUGAUGGUGUGUAUCUUUGAUCAACAUGUUGCUUUCCUGCUGAACACUUUGUUGCAGGUCCAUAGGACACUGGAUAGCCAAGGAUGGGGUAUCCGUCAUCUGAAGGAACGUCUCAUUCAUAGUACACAAGUCCUUGAUAAGCAUCUUAAUUCACUUGUUGAAUUGCUCAACUUGGAGGUUUGUGGAAGUGGAACAUUGGAAGGGCUGUGAGACUGAGCCACUCAUCUGAAAACAAAACUGCUCUAUUCUCUGCUUGAAGGCUUGCCAAUAGAUUAGACAGGCUUUGCUGCUUGCGAAUGGCCCCACGGCUAGCAUUGAUUGACCUGAGCAGCACUUGGAACACCUUGAGUUCUCCAGCACCAGUUUUUGACUCCAUUAUCACUAUUUGCUCUUCUGUUAUGACUAUAACUCCAUGUGAAAACCUCUCCCUCCGAACAGACCUGCCAAAAUAUGAGGAUCUGAACUGGUCUACAGAGGCCAGGAGCCUUGUGACCCUGCACCCUCAGGAGAUCUUGCUGCAAUUCUUGGGAGGUGGGUGAAGUACAGGAGAUUAAAGACAUGAGUUAGAGCUUUACAGGUAAGAUAAAAAAACAAAAAAUGCUGAACAGUCAACAUCUGUAGAAAGAGUAACAAGAGUAUCUGACAUGAAUGAGAAAAAAUAAGUUACUUUUAAGGUGCAAAGAGUUUUUUUUUGGGGGGGGGGGGUUUAUAGACAGACAAUAGACAAUAGGUGCAGGAGUAGGCCAUACGGCCCUUCGAACCAGCACCACCAUUCACAAUCAGUACCCCGUUCCUGCUUUCUCGCCAUAUCCCCUGACUCUGCUAUCAUUAAGGGCUCUAUCUGAUAGUGCAAAUAAUUUAUCUCCAUGUAUCUCCAAUAGGUUCUCAACCUCAACUAUAAUUUUUUAAAACAUUAACUAUGCUUCUUUCAACAGAUGUUGUUGGAUAUGCUGAAUGUCUCCAGCACUCUUUAUUUUAUUUUAGAUUUCUAGCAUCUGUAGUUUUUUUUAUUUUCUUAAACGUUGCAUGUAAAAUGACUGGAUGAGAUAGAACUCUGUCACUAGUUUACCAGGGAGGUCCUCAGCUUCCUGUUUCUGUUCGUCAAGCACCAAAAUCUGCCUAGGAUAUCCAAAUACACUGCCUGUAGUAAACAGCUGGUCAAUGGUUGAAUAGACACCUCUGGUUCCCUGCCUCUUAGGAAAGAGAUGUAAGAGGAUAAAAGUGUUGUCAGAAAAACUGGCUUCUCUCUGCGUUUUAAUAAUAACCUUGUCUUUGAGCAGGAGUGCAGGAAAUAUAGGAAGCCUGCCCGGUUCUACAGCAAAUAUCAUUCCAUUUGGAAGGAUGCCAGAAUUUUAAUUGGAUACUUAAGUAAAGGGAGGUUUCCCAAUCAGGCCAAAUUAGCUAAGAACUGAAUCAUAGCCCAGAAGAAUAGAGAGGAGUUUUUUAGGUCUACUUCUUGGGUAGAUGAAUCAGGAUUGCUUUUCUGGGUCUCACAAAGACAGGUAUGAUCUAUCUGGCCUUAGCAUCAUCCUCCAUACUUGAUUACAAUUGGAUUCCCUUCCUCCUCAUUGCAUAUGUAUCUAUUGACAUUUAUGGGCUGAUCUGUUGAACCCUUCAGUAUCCUUUGACAUAUUGUCAUAUUACACUCAGCUAAUCUGACAGACAUUGUCAUUUUAAUUAUCCUUACUUCAAAAUACAUACAUGUUUACAUAUUGCCUCCCAUUGAUAGAUAGACUACAUUUUGUAACAUGCACUUUAAUUUUCCAGUAGAUCUUCUCUGUGGCAUGUUCAAUCCACACCCUGUCUUAUUUAGCCCCAUGUUGUGAUAACCCAUGAUUGCCUAUGUUAUUAGCCCUAUGACUGUUUCAGAGUCCUUACCAAAAGUUAUGUCCCUCCUAAUUAAACCCCUUUCUUAGCACCAUAGCUUCCAUUAUCUUUAUGAUUGGGCAUACAUCCUCUAACUGUAAUUGCCUUUUAGUCCUCUUUUGCUCAAAUGGAGCAAUAGACAAAGCUUUAAAUACAUUUAUUGCACAAAUAGCAACUCUUUUCCUUUAUCCCUCCAUCUUUAUCUUUCGUUAGAAUUUAUCUCUUUAAUUAAAUUUUAGGUCAUUACCCUCUCCCUCCGCUACUAAUGUUCAGUUGUUAUUGCCUUUGCAUUACAGCAUUUUACCAUUUUAACAGCUUCCUUGUCAUUUUGUCAAAAACACCUAAUUUGUUGACUGACAUGAGAAGUUUUCAGUUUCCAAAAUAUAGAAGGAGUAAAGAGCUAAAUUAUAUUCUUCUAGAAUACAUCAGCCUGUUAUUUUAUUUAAUAUUGUAUUCCUAUCAAGGCUCGUUCCAACUGUUUCAGGUAAAUACAGGGGUGAAUACAUUAACUGGCUAAAUUUGGGUAUUCCUAUGUAAAACUGACCAUUUUUUUUAAAAUUGCAAAAAAUAAGAUAACUUUAUUUGAGAAAUUAACUUCAGUGCAUUGGUGACG